Messenger RNA from Penicillium paradoxum, 2271 nucleotides. RefSeq names its product DEAH-box ATP-dependent RNA helicase PRP43. Gene Ontology annotation, molecular function: RNA binding; RNA helicase activity; ATP binding. Gene Ontology annotation, cellular component: intracellular anatomical structure; spliceosomal complex. Lineage: Eukaryota; Fungi; Ascomycota; Eurotiomycetes; Eurotiales; Aspergillaceae. Bases 1 to 2271 code for a protein of 756 amino acids. The record is from RefSeq and is a predicted model, not a curated record. The transcript has 3 exons.
AUGGCCGAUAACCGAUCUGACUCCGAAGGUGGCUCCCGAGCAAAGCGCCAGAAGAUGGAUGCCGGCGACCCGAAGAACAACCCCUACCUCGCUCACAUGUACGAGAACGACAAUGCCUCCGAAAGCACGGCUCUGGCCAAGUUCAAGCGACACCAGACCACCUCGGCGAUGGCGCAAAAGGCUGAGGAUGGCGACAUCAACCCUUUCAGCGGCCGACCAUUCUCCAGCAAAUACUUCUCCAUUCUGAAGACCCGUCGUGAUCUCCCGGUCCACGCGCAACGUGAUGAGUUCCUUCAGAUGUACCAGCAAUCCCAGAUUCUUGUCUUCGUUGGUGAGACUGGUUCCGGAAAGACCACACAGAUCCCACAAUUCGUCCUCUAUGAUGAUCUCCCGCAAACCCAGGGUAAGAUGGUAGCUUGUACGCAACCCCGUCGUGUGGCUGCCAUGUCCGUCGCACAACGUGUCGCAGCUGAAAUGGAUGUCAAGCUUGGAGAGGAAGUUGGUUACAGUAUCCGUUUCGAGGAUAUGACCGGCCCAAAGACCAUCAUGAAGUACAUGACUGAUGGUAUGCUUCUGCGCGAGGCUAUGCAUGACCACAACCUGUCCCGCUACAGCACAAUCAUGCUUGACGAGGCUCACGAGAGAACCAUGGCCACCGAUAUUCUGAUGGGUCUUCUGAAAGAAGUUGUGGGGCGUCGUCCUGACUUGAAGAUUAUUAUUAUGUCUGCUACUCUCGAUGCGCAAAAGUUCCAGCGCUACUUCAUGGAUGCACCCCUUCUCGCAGUUCCCGGCCGUACCCACCCUGUCGAAAUCUUCUACACACCCGAACCAGAGCAAGACUACGUUGAGGCCGCUGUCCGGACAGUUCUGCAAAUCCACGCCACCGAACCUGAGGGAGAUAUCCUGCUGUUCCUGACUGGUGAGGAAGAGAUUGAGGAUGCUGCGCGUAAGAUUGCGCUUGAGGGAGAUGAGAUGGUUCGGGAAGCCGACGCGGGUCCUAUCAAGGUCUACCCAUUGUACGGCAGUCUUCCUCCACACAUGCAACAGCGCAUCUUCGACCCUGCGCCCCCUCCUCGCCGACCAGGCGGUCGCCCCGGACGCAAGGUCAUUGUGUCCACCAACAUCGCCGAAACAUCUUUGACCAUCGAUGGUAUUGUCUAUGUCGUGGAUCCUGGAUUCUCCAAGCAAAAGAUUUACAACCCCCGUAUCCGUGUCGAGUCCCUCCUUGUUUCUCCCAUCUCCAAGGCCUCCGCGCAGCAGCGAGCUGGUCGUGCCGGUCGUACACGUCCCGGAAAGUGCUUCCGUCUUUACACUGAGGGCGCUUUCAAGAAGGAACUGAUCGAGUCAACCUACCCUGAGAUUCUUCGCUCCAACUUGUCAUCAACGGUGCUCGAACUCAAGAAGCUUGGUAUCGAUGAUCUUGUCCACUUUGAUCUGAUGGACCCACCCGCGCCAGAGACUCUGAUGAGAGCAUUGGAGGAGCUCAACUACCUGGCUUGUCUAGAUGAUGAUGGAAACCUUACUCCUUUGGGUCGUCUGGCAUCCGAGUUCCCCCUCGAUCCCGCCCUUGCUGUCAUGUUGAUCAGCUCUCCCGAAUUCUACUGCUCUAAUGAAAUCCUGUCAAUCACCGCCCUCCUGUCCGUGCCCCAGGUCUUCGUUCGUCCCGCUGCCCAACGCAAGCGUGCCGAUGAGAUGAAGAACCUCUUUGCCCAUCCCGAUGGAGACCAAUUGACCAUGCUGAACGUUUACCACGCCUACCGCGGCAGCGAAGCUCAGGCGAACGCUAAGCAGUGGUGCCACGACCACUUCCUCUCCUUGCGCUCCCUCCAGUCCGCCGAUAACGUGCGCUCUCAGCUGCUGCGCAUCAUGGAACGUGAGGAUCUCGAGAUGAUCUCUACUCCCUUCGAAGACAAGAAAUACUACGAGAACAUCCGCCGUGCUCUUUGCGCCGGUUUCUUCAUGCAAGUCGCCAAGAAGGAUACCGGUGGCAAGAGCCAAUACCUUACCAUCAAGGAUAACCAGAGUGUGCUCCUGCACCCGUCUACCGUCUUGGCUCACGAGGCCGAGUGGGUCUUGUACAACGAAUUCGUCCUUACUACCAAGAACUAUAUCCGUACCGUCACUGCUGUCAAGCCUGAAUGGCUUCUGGAUAUUGCUCCUACCUACUACGAUAUCAACAGUUUCCCCAAGGGUGAUAUCCGCUCUGCCCUUACCCGGGCUGCUGAUCGCCUCGCUCGCAAGGAGAAGAUGCGCGCCGAGAAGCGCCGAUAG